Molecule: messenger RNA, 2620 nt
Organism: Carassius carassius (crucian carp)
Lineage: Eukaryota; Metazoa; Chordata; Actinopteri; Cypriniformes; Cyprinidae
Gene: chgb
Product: chromogranin B
Exons: 5
Coding region: 130-2379 (749 amino acids)
Cellular component (GO): secretory granule
Source: RefSeq, a predicted model, not a curated record
AGCUCAAAACAGACGCAGCGCGCGCUCUGAGGUGCAGCACGCGAAACGGAGCUCUUCUCUGCUGCUUGAGACUGCAAAGACAAGAGCUGUUCCGGAUAACAUCAAGAGCAGAAAGCAUAUGUGUGCAUCAUGAAGUUUGCGGCUUUAGUCUGCUUGGCUGUUUUCUUCGCUGCAGAUGGAGAGUCCAUGCCAGUCGAGCAGGACAGCCAAAGAGAAGACCUGCUUACCCAGUGUUUAGUUCACAUCCUUUCAAAGGCGCUGUAUAAGACUGAUGAUACUCCACUGCAUCCAGAAUGCAAAAACAUCCUUAGACCAGGAUCAGGUCAGUCAUCAAUUGUGAAAGACGAGGAUGACACCCUAGAGCCAGUUCAAGAUGAACUUCUAAAGCCAAGCGGAGAGUCUAAAGUCAAGGAGGAACUAAUUGAGGAUCUUCUCAAAACUAACAAACGGGAGGAAAUGGAUGACGAACGUAGCCAGGAAGAGUUCCCAAGUUUUUUUAAAAGAAGAAUCAAAGAGAGGCGUGAGGAAAUGGAUGACGAACGUAGCCAGGAAGAGUUCCCAAGUUUUAUGAAAAGGAUAAUGAAAGAAAAACGUGACAAACUGGAUGGUGAGCGAAGCCAGGAAGAGUUCCCAAGUUUUAUGAAAAGAAGAAUGAAAGAAAAACGUGACGAACUGGAUGACGAGCGAAGCCAGGAAGAGUUCCCAAGUUUUAUGAAAAGAAGAAUGAAAGAAAAACGUGACGAACUGGAUGACGAGCGAAGCCAGGAGGAGUUCCCAAGUUUUAUGAAAAGAAAAAUGAACGAAAAACGUGACGAACUGGAUGACGAGCGAAGCCAGGAGGAGUUCCCAAGUUUUAUGAAAAGAAAAAUGAACGAAAAACGUGAUGAACUGGAUGACGAACGGAGCCAGGAAGAGUUCCCAAGUUUUAUGAAAAGAAAAAUGAAAGAAAAACGUGACGAACUGGAAGACGAGCGGAGCCAGGAAGAGUUUCCAAGUUUUAUGAAAAGAAGAAUGAAAGAAAAACGUGAUGAACUGGAUGAUGAGCGAAGCCAGGAAGAGUUCCCAAGUUUUAUGAAAAGAAGAAUGAAAGGAAAACGUGACGAACUGGAUGAUGAGCGAAGCCAGGAAGAGUUCCCAAGUUUCUAUAAAAGAAGCAACAAGCAUAAAAGGGAAGAUCCCGAUGACGAGAGAAGCCAAGAGGAAUUUCCCCAGAAAAGACACGUUUCUGUCCUUUACAAACGUGAUAAUCCUGAUGAGGAGCGCAGCCAGGAGGAAUUCCCUCUGUAUGAAUAUAAAAGGACUCAUAUUCUGACCAGCAAAGAAAAACGUGAAGAGCCGGACUAUGAUAGAAGCCAAGAAUUCUUCCCAAGUUACACCCACAAAAGAAACCAUGGGGAUGGAGAAGAAGAGGAUGAGGAGAGUGAGGAAAGAGAGAAGCGGAUAUGGAAGCCAUCACAUAGAUACCACCACAAGAAAAAGCACCACAAACGCAGUGAGAAUGAGGAUUUUGAAGAACCAGACUAUUACAGAAGUCAAGAAGACUUCCCAAGCUACAGCCAAAAAAGAAGCCAUGGGGAUAGCAGGCACUACAAAACAAAUGAAGAUCUGCUGAACAAGCAUAUUAAUGAGGACUUAAACUCUUGGGAAGAGAGAUCUGAAGAGGUAGACGAGGAUACAGCAAAGCGAUACUGGAAACCGACCCAUAGAUACCAUCAUAAGAAGCACCACAAAAGACCCAUGGAAAGAAGGUACGAGGACUCAGAGGAAAGUGAGGAAAUGGAUAAAAGGAUCUGGAAGCCAACACACAUAUAUCACCAUAAGAAGCUUCAUCACAAGCGUGGCGACUCCACAGAGCUCAAGGAUGAAGAUGAACCCAUCUCAGAGAAGACUCACAGUCUCCAUGACUCAACAGGCAAUGAAGAGGAAGAAGAAGAAAUUGUUCAUGAGCUUAAUGAAAAGAGGCGUCCCUUAACCAGCCAAGAGGAAGAUGAGCUGAAGAAAGGACACCAGAGUUUUGCAGAGGAGAAGCAGGACAGGGAGGCUGCGUUGCGGUACCUAACAAAAAAGAAGAAUGAGUUAAAGGAACGUCUACUUAACAAAGGUGAUGUCUAUGAGAAGCGUUCCCCAUGGAUUUACAGAGGAUUCUACCAUCCAGCCUGGUACAAGAGAGGCCAUAAGGUGGAUGAAAGUACUGACCAGCACCCCUACCAUAAACUAGAGGACUUUGCUGAGACUCUCCGGUACAAAAGAGGCCUGCUUACUCAGGGGGAGUCAUUCGAGGAGGAAAAGGGUGUCCCCCAACAGAAGCUUCUCACACCAGAGUUAAAGGAACUUGAGAAACUGGCCUCUGUGGAUCAACAGAUGAAAGAGACAACUUAACCAUUCGAAACCAUUUUCUUGCGCUGCCCGAUUUCAGUGAGCUUUGUGUGUUCUUUGGCUGCUUUAGAUGAAUGCUUUACUAUAUGUCGUACCUGAUUACACCUGCUUUAGAAUUUUGUUAUUUGUGUAAGUCAGUGUUUAACGUGAGAGUCUGAGAAAUAAAACGGUCUAUAAAAGGCAAAGAAGCUUGAUAAUACCAUGUGAAUCAUUUCUCUCUUUAUUACAUCAUAAAAUAUAUAUA